Oryza sativa Japonica Group (Japanese rice) is the source of this 3684-nucleotide messenger RNA. RefSeq names its product pumilio homolog 1. Gene Ontology annotation, molecular function: mRNA binding. Gene Ontology annotation, cellular component: cytoplasm. Gene Ontology annotation, biological process: post-transcriptional regulation of gene expression. NCBI's taxonomy places the organism in Eukaryota, Viridiplantae, Streptophyta, Magnoliopsida, Poales, Poaceae. The record is from RefSeq and is a predicted model, not a curated record.
GCCUCAUCCGACGGCCCAGACCUCGCCGGCCGUUGUACUUAACGCAGCCGCAAUCCACUUCUCUCGUCUCUUCUCUUGUCACAACACAAUACUGCAGUGCACUGUAAAAGAAAGGAAAGGGAAGGAAGAAAAAGCUUUUGUUCAUCUGCUCCUUUCCCCCCCUCAAAUCCCUCCCAAAUCCCAACUAAUCGCCCGAUUUAUCAGCCCAUUCCUCGCGCAAAUCCGCUCCGUUAGCUUCUCGCCGGCUAUUCAACCUUGGGGCCAUCUUUUUUGGGGUUAAAUUUGGUCCAGAGUUGAGGCUUUUUCUUUCGGGAGGAGGGAUUUGGGUAGCAAUGGCUUGUCCAAUCGUGGAGAUGUCUCGUUUCUAGUCGCCAAAACCAUCUAGAAUCCACUAGUGUUUUGGGAGGUCGCUGUUGCGGGAGCAGCCGCCGCCUUUUGUGUGUGUGGAGUGGAGAUGGUGACCGAGAUGGCGAUGCGAGGUGAGCCGUGGCGGCGCCAGGAGGGGGAGCAGGCGCAGGCGGAGGCCGAUCGGGAACGCGAGCUGGACCUCUUCCGCAGCGGCUCCGCGCCGCCCACGGUCGAGGGCUCCAUGGGCGCGCUCCACGCCGCCGCCGCCGCCGACGUGUUCCUGGAGGACGAGCUCCGGGCCGACCCGGCCUACCACUCCUACUACUACUCCAACGGCAACAUCAACCCUCGCCUCCCGCCGCCGCUGCUGUCCAAGGAGGACUGGCGCUCCGCGCAGCGCCUUCGCCCCGGCUUGGGUGGGAUCGGCGACGGGAGGAAGCCCAGAGGUGGAGGUGGAGGCCGCGGCGGCGGCGGCGCUGGAGGGAUGGGUCCAGGGGAUGGCCUCAUUGGGAUGCCCGGUCUCGAGAUUGGCCGCCAGAAUAGCUUCUCCGGUAUCUUUCAGGAUGACUCGUAUCAACACGAUACGGAUAGACAGGGUGCCAACUGCAAUGGUACAGACUUGUUGAGUUCUUCUAAAGUGCAGUAUGGUCUACAUCGUGAGACUGGAGCUAUUAGUGGCCUUCACUCAGACAGCAAAGCACCAUGCUUGCCAGAAAACCAGAAUGAAUCAUCACACUCAUAUGCAUCAAUAAUAGGAUCAUCACUUUCAAGAAGUGCAUCUCCAGAUCCUGAACUAGUGAGGAGAGUUCCUAGUCCUUGCCUCCCCCCAAUUGGUGUGAAACUUGGUGCUACAGAUAAGAAGAAUAAUGUUGGUUCAUCUUCUUUCAAUUGUAGUUCUCCCAAUAUUAUUGAAUCUGAUGAUUUGGUGUCUGCUCUAUCUGGUAUGAACCUGUCGUCAUCAAGAGCAAUGAACGGAAACACAAUGGACCAAUCUAAGCUCCAUCAGGAUGUGGAUGAUGUUCGUAAGUUCCUUUUUGAUCAGUACAUGGAUCAAACAAAUGGCAAUCAGCGCCAUUCCUACAUGAAACGUUCUGAACAAGGACACGUGAAGGUUCCUCAAGAAUAUUCUGGUGCUUCUAUGAAUCCUUCUGUUAUGAGAAGCCAGAUCAAUGCUGGUGGUUUCACAUCAUUUAACAACUCAUCGGUGGGAUCUGGCUUUGCUUCUCCUAGGCUUGGAUCCCGAUCACCAGGUGGGAGUUUAUCUUCACGGCAAAAUCUAACUGGUGCAUCUAACCUUCCAAACUACGUUGGAAUUGGAAGUCCAACUGCAGCUUCUGCCCACCAGAUGCCUGUUGAUCCACUGUAUGUUCAGUUCCUUCGGGCAGCAGAAAUUGCUGCCCUUGCAGCUAACUGUGAGGAUCCUUUGAUGGAUAGGGCUAAUCUAGGAGGUUCUUACAUGGAUCUAUUUGGCCCUCAGAAGGCGUACCUUAGUCCAUUGCUUCAGUCACAGAAGCAAUAUAGUUACUACGGGAAUCUCGGGGUUGGUCUUGGCUAUGCUGGUAACUCUUUAACAAGUCCUAUUCUUCCCUCGUCACCAGGUGGACCUGGUAGUCCACUUAGGCACGGGGAUCGCAGCAUGCGCUAUCCAUCUGGGAUGAGAAAUUUUGGUGGUUCCUUUGGCUCCUGGAAUUCAGAUCUCGGUGGUAAGAUGGAGGCCAAUUUAGUUCCAUCACUUCUGGAAGAAUUUAAGAGCAACAAAAGCAAAUCAUAUGAGCUCUCUGAAAUCGCUGGUCAUGUUGUUGAGUUCAGUGCGGAUCAAUAUGGAAGUAGAUUCAUACAGCAAAAGCUUGAAACAGCCAGCACUGAAGAAAAAGACAUGGUUUUUGCUGAAAUCAUGCCUCAGGCUCUCACAUUGAUGACUGAUGUCUUUGGAAACUAUGUUGUUCAGAAGUUUUUUGAGCAUGGGAGCUCAGCUCAGAUAAAGGAGUUGGCUGAUCAGCUAAUUGGACGUGUCUUAGCACUCAGCCUCCAAAUGUAUGGUUGCCGAGUUAUACAGAAGGCCAUAGAAGUUGUUGAUUUAGAUCAGCAGACUAAAAUGGUUGCUGAGCUUGAUGGACAAGUGAUGCGCUGUGUACGUGAUCAAAAUGGAAAUCACGUUAUACAGAAAUGUAUUGAAUGCAUUCCACAGCAUGCUAUCCAGUUCAUUGUUUCAACCUUCUAUGGUCAAGUUGUGAUGCUAUCAACUCAUCCAUAUGGUUGUCGGGUGAUACAGAGGGUGCUGGAGCAUUGUGAUGAUCCUAAAACCCAGCAAAUCAUGAUGGAUGAGAUCCUACAAUCUGUUUGCUUGCUGGCUACAGACCAGUAUGGUAACUAUGUUGUCCAGCAUGUUCUGGAACAUGGCAAACCCCACGAGAGAUCUGCUAUUAUUGAGAAGUUGAUUGGGCAGAUAGUACAAAUGAGCCAGCAAAAGUUUGCUUCAAAUGUCAUUGAGAAGUGUUUAGCCUUUGGGAAUCCUGUGGAGCGUCAAGUCCUGAUUGGUGAAAUGCUUGGCUCCAGUAAUGAGAGCGAACAUCUUGAGGUGAUGAUGAAAGAUCAAUUUGCAAACUAUGUGGUACAGAAGGUGUUAGAGACCUGUGAUGAUCAGCAGAGAGAGAUGAUCCUUACAAGGAUAAAAGCUCAUCUGAACACACUGAAGAAAUAUACUUACGGGAAGCAUAUAGUGGCACGCGUGGAAAAGCUCGUCGCAGCCGGAGAAAAGCGGCUUGGGCUUCAACCAUCAACUGCAGCUUGAAGAAUAAGCGCUAUCUAGUUGUACAGCUAACAGUGGCUAGGUUUGCACUGGCGUCAUGUUUUUCUAUCUAAACCAACCCCUACUAGUACGAGGCUCUGUUCUGAAUGGCCUUGUUAGAAAUAAAGAGAGAGAGUAGUAGCUUGCACCGGAGAGUGUACAUUCUGUAGCUGAGGAACUAGCACAAGGGAGGGAGAUAAAAAGAAUCUUCAUGUGUACCGUGUACUAUGAGUUCUCAAACUGUGUAAAAAGAGGAGGAGCAAGGUGUACAAAUUUUUUAGAACUAGAGCGAAAGAGAGGGCUGUUGUUAGCUGUUUUAUUAAACUUUUAAAAAGCCAGUCACUAGUACUUUUUUCUUUUUGAAAAAAAAAGAAUUAAUCUCAGCCCUGCCCGGUAUCGAUGAUUCGAUAUCAUAUCAGGGCGUCGCGUUUUGUUGUAACAUAUACUACUACUACUGUACCACAGAUGAUGCCUUGAGCUGUUCUGUGGGUGAAGCUGGAGCUAUUAAUCUCAGCUUUGCUCUUUUUUACUACUACAUUUAUCAUCUA